CACACACACACGCUCGCACUCGAGUUCACUCUCAACUUUAAACUUUUCCAGUGUUCCUGCUGUUCGCAUCAACAACACUGAGGCUUCGGGACAGCGCGUGCGGAUUCUACACUUAUAGUGUCUAGAUUUCUCGACAUGGAUCUGUGGAAAUUUAAUCUGAGUCCAACAGGUCUGUGAAGUUUUAAUUCAUUUAGGAACAUGGAAACGAGUGUUUAGAAAAGGCUCUCUCCUGACAGUGUUUUCAAUCGCUCCCGCAAAGCUCUUGUUUUAUCUGGAUAAUAUUUCCCCCCCCUUCGGACCUCAUGGGAAACGUUUCCAGGCGUUCACGGUGGGAUUGUGAUGCGUGUUUGAUCAGAGUGGAAUAACUGAGACUGUUGCAUUGCUGGAUGCGGUGAUUCUGCUACAACCUGCUACAUUCUGGAAUGUUUGGAAUCCUUUGAAGUGGACGCGGCGCACCGCACACUAAUGGAGCCAUCAUGACGUCAUGUUCUCAAUCACGGCGCGCGGGAAUCCACGGGGGAAUCUGUUAUAUUAUUGAUCCGACCUUUAGGAGAUCAUAUUAAACUCUUUUCGUCGUUCAAAUCAAUGCUCGCGCCAGGAGUCUGUCAGCUGUCAAUCACCCUGUCACUCUGUCUACCAUGUUCUGUCAGUGAUACGGGCCAGUCCCCCAUUAAAGUUCCAUUGAAUUGCUUGUAAUAGUCUUUCAUUUCAAAUCUCAACCCUGCAGAGCUUAUAAAACUAUCCACUCUAAAAGCCACUGGGUUUUUGGACAGUUCCAGUGACUUCUAAGGAUUCUCCUGUCUUUUAUCUGAGCUCUGAUUGGACGGAUAGCGCAUAAUGUAUGGCCGGGGCCCGCCGCUGCAGCCAGGACAAUGAGGGUUCCUGUGCGGCAAUUGGCCGGGCUCUGGCCGUGGCUGCUCAUGGCUGCCUCGCAGGUGGCGUUGGGCCACACGGGCCUGGAACUAGCCGCUGCUGUGGAGUCCGAACGCUCCGCACCCCGAGCCAUGAUCAAGGUGUCGCUGCUGAAGCAGGAGCCCACCAGCAGGCCCAUCACCCUAGAAGGGGUGUUCGCUGGGGGAAGCGCAGGCUAUGCUGAAGGGAAACUGAUGCAGUCUCACCCGCUGUCUCUGUGUAACACCAGCGAAGAUGACCGUCAGGAGACCAUCUUCAUCAGCAUCGUCAAACUCGAGAGUCCAGAGAGCAAAGUGCCGCAGUGCCAGCCGCUGCUGGAUAAAGCUCGUCUGGCUCUUCAGAGAGGCGCUCAGGCUGUCAUCUUUGACAUCACAGAUAAUCCCGGUGCUGCUCAGGAGCUGCGUGAUUCAGGUUUGUUGCCUCGUCCAGUGGUGCUGGUGAAGUCAUCAGAUGCAGAAGAACUGAUGGGACUCGUCAAUAAAAACGAAGAAGCCAUGGUGUUCAUAGACAUCAUGAUGGAGACUCAAAAAUGGCCGCACUAUGAUGUUGGCAUCCUGUUGACUGUGGCUCUGGUUGUGUUGGCCAUCAUCAUGAUCUUUGCUCUACGCUUCCGCUGCAGGUCCAACAGAGCCUGGGACUCUGUGCACCAGCAGACCAUGCGUGCCAUCAGCAGGUUGGAAACGCACACAUACAGCUCUCAGGGUUGCUCUGGCUCCCAGCAUUCUCGUGGGGCUCCAGAGUCAAACAGCAGCUCAAAUUCCAGCCCAAUCUGUGCCAUCUGUCUUGAGGAAUUCAUGGAUGGCCAGGAAUUGAGAAUCAUCUCCUGUGCUCAUGAGUUCCAUAAGGAGUGUGUCGACCCCUGGCUCCUACAACACCGUACCUGCCCACUGUGCAUGCACAACAUCAUGGGUAAACAGCCUCAGGGUUCAGAUCUGGCAUCCCGUCAGCCCCAAAGAAGUCGAAUGCCACCCCCUCCACCUGAGCACAGUCAAGCCUUCCUCCUUCCCCAUCACUAUUCGAACCAACACCCUUAUCCCCAGCACCAUGUUCCCUUUUCCCUGCAGCAUCAUUACCCCCGUAACCCCUCUGGACAUUUACCCCAAUUGGGCCACUAUGGCAACUCUCCCCCUCUUAAUCCACGGACUCUCCGUUGCUUUCCCAGCAGACCAUUGGGUGCUAGCUGUGCGUACCACUUGGCUCCGGAUGCCCAUCAUGGACGUCCGCACAGGACAGGCGGGCACGGGUGUCGGACCGGGGGGCAUCACUAUGCAGCCCCCAGAAGGUCGUGUCACCGGUGUCCCGGAGGACCUUUGCGGAUGCAUCAUGUGGUAUCGUCCGCAAACCAUGCAACUCAUCAUCACCUGCCACGUGGAGGAGGCUCGCACAGUCGCCAAGAUGACGGCAGCUGCUCUGGAGGGAGUUACCAUACGGAGCGUAGCGGUUACCUUGCAGACGGACCGGCCAGUGAUUCCAGCUCGGGAUCGUGCCACGGCUCGUCCAGCGACUCUGUAUUGAACUGUACGGACAUCAGCCUGCAGGGUGUCUAUGGCAGCUGGUCCACUUUUCGUAGCUCGCUCAGCAGCGAUUACGACCCGUUUGUCUACUGCGGACCGGGCAAAGCUCCACGCAGAGGGAGCAUGGAGGCCACGCAAAGGCCUCGUUCCCUGGACUCGGUAGUGAACCGAACCGGGGGUGGAAGCGGCGGUGAUGCCGGUGCCAUUUGCCCGGAAGAACAGCAGCAACAGGUGGCUGUGUUCAGUCACGUUCACUAUCACAGGCAUAGACACCACUAUUACGAGGAUGGGGAACUCAGUCAAGGGCCCGGCCGAGGCUCUGACGAGGAUCAAGGGGCCACGUCCUCAGCCGCGGCAGCAAGCGGGCCUUGUCUCGUAACUAAAGACAAAGACUCCUCCGGGUGUCAGGUACAGCACCAGUCUUGCCACUGCCCCAAAACAGACCUCAGUUCAAGGAGGGUUGAGGAUAGAGACCCAGACCCUGUUUCCUCCUCAGGUGCCUCCGUGAUCCUUCCCUCUCCUCCUUUAACCUCUCCGUCCCCACCCUGUUGCCACAAAGGCCCAGGGUGGACGACCGGUCGGAAAGCAUCUGGCUGUCCAUUGGAAGUGCCUUCGCCGGUUGUUCACUUCCAUCAAAGCUUGGACCUUCAGGAUGAUUGUAGCAUUCAUAUCCACUACGGACAGGGAGCGGGAAGCUACUGCUGCACACCUCCACCAGACAUGGCCCCCACGCUACUGCCAGUGCCCCUGAUCUUGGACUCGACGGGUAUGACCGACUGGCCGUGCUGUAGUGGGGCACAUGUGGUGUGGCAGAAGCAGGUGCAGCAGGCCCAUUCAGAGCCUCAGCUCCUGGGACCCACUUCUGGAAUGGACAGACCCCUGUGUAGGGCCCAUCAUGGCCCAGGGGACGAACUUCCCAUGGACAUCUGUCUGUACUGCCAAACUCUACACAAUAGUCAGGGGUCAGAGGAAGAGUCUGGUGUUUGAGAAAACUCUUCGUCCAAAACUCCUCUCGCUGCUACACAAGAGCCGAAAUGGACAAAACUCUUCGGCGAUCUCUCGCUGUCUCUUUCACCUCACAUGUUGAGUCUUCCGGAUAAUUCCAAACAUCUUCUGCAAUAUCAAACUGAAUUACUCAGAUUCUCCAGACCUCAGAUUUCAUUCUCACAAAGAAUUCAGCAGUCACUGACGAUUAGAUGGGUUUUCCAAAGUACUCUUCAGUAGUGAUGCUCUGUUACUAGCACCUUUCUAAUGUCCAGAACAAGUCAUUCUUGGUACUUUACCCAAUACGGUCCAAAUGCGACUUUUCAUAGACAAACAAGUGGUAUUAAUUCAGGCAGUUAUCAAAGGAUCUGGAAGAUGCGCAUGAGAUUGAGUAUGGUUUCUUCCUUUCCUUUGGUUUAAAACAGGAUUCGAUUAGUAUCUUCUCUUGUAAACAAGUCUGAGAACUCCUUGGUGAUCUUCAUGAAAGAUAUAAACAUGUCUUUCCGUAUUCCAUUCAGAUUUAGACUUGGCGUAUGUACUUUAUGCAAGUAUGUAGACGCUUCUAUGAUAUCUACACAAGCUUGGUUGUCGUGUUCUGAAAUGUGUCAGAACUGAUUCAUAAUGCUUGUCUUGUUCUACAGUCAUUUUUCUCUUUCAGGUUAACUACUAUCAUGGCGGAAUUCUGUUUACAACAGCUACCUGAUUAAUAACAUAAUAUGAAGGUAUCAUUAUACCUUGAAGACUGAGAUACGAAGCAUGUACAACGAAACCAAGAGCUUGCAAUGCAUCGGCUGUGCACUUACUUCUGUGUUUGCGUACUUGCAUAAAGUAUGUUUCAUUAGUUCACUGAGCCUACUGGCUAAUUUUUAACUAUCUAGUCAUUGCGGUGCUACCCGCCUCUUCCAUUUAAUUUCUAGCUUUUUAACUAUGUGUUGGGCUACGUUCAAGCAUCUGGCCUGGGUUUCCAGCACUACCUCAGAUAACCAAUCAGAAAGUCCUGUUAGCGAGACAGUACUUCAAAGGUACUUGUGCGUUAGCCUCUCGUUACCUCUGACAGAUAUUAACUCAGAGGAGCGAUAGGGAGCUUUACUUUAUAUCAUCUGUCCUUGGAAAGGAGCAUUUCAUUGAGGUUUCAGGUUUUGUUAAUUCAGAAAUGGCAGCUGUUAUUUACAAAUGUUUGUGUCUUCAUUUAUUAAUUUUGCUCAUCAAAACUGAAUGAAUUGACUGAAUAUAUUUAGGGAAAGUUGUGAAGAUUUUUUUGUUUUGUUUUGUUUCAUUAUUUUGGUCUGUUAAGCCUAUAAUGUGUUUGGGCUGAGAAGGACUACAUUUCCCAGAAUGCUUUGCUUUCACCUCUGUGACUCUCAUGUUCCCUUAAAGGGAUGCGACAUUUCAUAGAAACCAACCAGCAUACAAGCUUAUCAAAAGUGCCUCUGUAAUCCAUGAAAUGAACACUUCAUGAAGUUUAUACAUAAAUUUAUGUAGCCUGCUGUCAUGUUCCUGGCAAUACCAGCUGACACACAAAACUUGAGUUGGCUCGAUGCGUAUUGCCUGCAAGCAUAGUUAUACUGUUACCCAGAAAUGUCUGUUGUCGUUUAUUGUAAAAUCCAACCUUUAAAGGAAUGGUCUGGGUUCAAAACAAGCUAAAACAAGUGACAUGCUGGAAGUAAACCCUUCCUUCAGUUUGUAAAAAUAUCUGAUGCAGUUCUGAACCUGUACCAUUCCUUUAAGUAUAGAAAAGGAAACACUGGAAAUCUUGCCAUGACAAACACCUGAAUGUUUUUUGUUUUUUGUCAGUAAAUGGUCAAACUGGUCCAAAAUGGUCUUUAUCCUUUGAACCACAAACAUCUCCCAUGAGUCUUUUUGGCUUCAUACCGUCACAUGCUGAUUUUCAUCUAAAUGAGGCUGAAUCCCAAAUGAAAAUAUAUGCAAGACAAAAUAUAGUAAAUCCCAGUGUAGGGUUUCCUCAUACAGGGUUCCCACACCUUAAGACCAAUGACUUUUCCAGUUGUUUUUGAUUAUCGUAAAGAUUUUUAAAGUCAUUUUAUAAAGAUUACACUCAGAAAGAGAAACUUUCAGUCUAUUAAAGAUUUUAAAGCCGUGCAUAAUAGCAAGAAAUUAUGUCUGUAUUGUUCAUACGCUCUCUUUU
Messenger RNA from Sinocyclocheilus anshuiensis, 5556 nucleotides. RefSeq names its product E3 ubiquitin-protein ligase RNF43-like. NCBI's taxonomy places the organism in Eukaryota, Metazoa, Chordata, Actinopteri, Cypriniformes, Cyprinidae. Bases 873 to 3413 code for a protein of 846 amino acids. The transcript is spliced from 9 exons. The record is from RefSeq and is a predicted model, not a curated record.